GCUUUCUGUCUGCUGUGGUAUAGCUGUGGGUUGUGGUGGUUGCGGCUUGUCGCUUGUGGUUUUUCCGUCUCGUAUGGUCGUGAUCCUGACAACGAGUCGUCAUGAAGAAGCGCUUUCACGGCAAGAGUAGAGGAGGCAAAUAUUCGGCGGGCCGCGUAAACAAGCAAGAGCGGCUGAGCUGCGAUGACACCUCGGACCCGAGACCGGAGAGAGACUCCGACGAUGACGACAAGGGCGAGGAGAGAGUGCGUUGGCCCUUCUCGGCGGCUAUGUGGGAGUUGGGCCACUGCGAUCCCAAGCGAUGCACCGGACGCAAGCUAGCGCGCAAGGGUCUCGUGCGGCUGCUGCGACUGGGGCAGCGAUUUCCCGGAGUCGUGCUCACGCCGUCGGCUACCCGCUGCUUGUCACCCGAGGACAGGGAAGUGGUGUCACAGCAUGGCGUGGCACUUGUCGACUGCUCAUGGGCACGGCUUGAUGAGGUGCCGUUCAGUCAGAUGCGUGGAGGCCAUCCACGACUGCUGCCCCAUCUCGUGGCUGCAAACCCUGUCAACUACGGCCGACCCCUACAGUUGUCGUGCGUCGAGGCAUUGGCUGCUGCCUGCUACAUCACAGGCUUUGAGCAACUAGCGAGAGAGUGUCUGAGGCCCUUCAAGUGGGGGCAUGCCUUCCUGGAGCUUAACGAGGAGCUUCUGGAAGCCUACAGUGCAGCCGCUAAUGGCGCGGCUGUCCUGGAGAUACAGCAACGACAUUUGGACCAGGCUCGCUGGGACAGACAAAACCGAGGCAAGCUUCUUUCCUUUCAAGGAACACUAAAAUAAAUGCUGGAGGUUAAC
Molecule: messenger RNA, 833 nt
Organism: Dermacentor andersoni
Lineage: Eukaryota; Metazoa; Arthropoda; Arachnida; Ixodida; Ixodidae
Product: 18S rRNA aminocarboxypropyltransferase
Biological process (GO): maturation of SSU-rRNA
Molecular function (GO): rRNA small subunit aminocarboxypropyltransferase activity
Source: RefSeq, a predicted model, not a curated record